Molecule: messenger RNA, 961 nt
Organism: Daldinia caldariorum
Lineage: Eukaryota; Fungi; Ascomycota; Sordariomycetes; Xylariales; Hypoxylaceae
Product: ankyrin repeat-containing protein
Exons: 1
Coding region: 66-893 (275 amino acids)
Cellular component (GO): nucleus; cytoplasm
Molecular function (GO): protein binding
Source: RefSeq, a predicted model, not a curated record
AAAGCACUAUUUGUCUACCUUGGAUAAAAACCUUGUAUCGUUAUAGCCGAAGCGAGCUCCUCACCAUGUCGCCUUUUACUCCCCAACCUAAUAGCCUAGAAAAGGCCAUCUCGGAAAGCGAUCUAGCAGCUGUCCAAACCCUGUACGCCGGGACGGCACCUGCACAACAGCCGGCAUUCCUUGCUAAGACUGCCGAGCGCGCGGCGCGCCGAGCCCAGAUCACGAUUCUCGACUGGUGCUUCCGCGCGGGGCUCGCGGUGCCACAAGGCGAGACUCUCAACAACGAACUGUACGACCAGGCUUGCUUCUCGCGCUCGCCAGCCGUGUUUGAGGUACUGGCUGCCCACGGUUGGGAUCUCAACGCACAUCACAGCGAAUUUGUGGGUGACGCACUGAGCCUCGCGGCGUACCAUGGAGACACCGCGCUCGCCGAGUUCCUGCUAGAGCAUGGCGGUGUUGACCCGAACCAGGCCUGGGGUUACCAGGAGCACGAGGCCGGCGUCUGGGCCGUCGUUGGGCCGCAUCGAUCGCCCGAGUUUUUACGAACCAUGUUGUCCCACGGCUGGAAGCAGGCCGACAGCACUGCUCAUAUCGCGGCUGCAGAGCACGGCGAUAUGGAGAUCCUCCGCCUGCUCGUAGAGGCCGGCAGUGCCAAACUAGAAGCCACGGAUCCCUGGUGGGGCAACCCGACGGAGAUCGAGGCGGAUCGGUGGGGCACGGCGCUGUACCGGGCUGCCUUAAAGGGCCAGGAGGACGCCGUGGCGUAUCUUCUCGAGAAAGGAGCGGAUCCUUCGUUCAAGGAUGAGAAGGGGAGGUCUUGCGCUUGGGCGGCGAGAGAAGGGGGCAGUCAGAGGAUUGUUGAGAUGUUGGAGGAGAAAGGGGUAAAAGAGUAAUGUAGGGAAGAAGAGAAGAGAAUGUUAGUGGGGCGUUAUCUAUAGGGGCUUCACGAAAGGAAUGGUAG